AUGUUUUCACAGUAAUUAGAUUAAUCAAACUCUCAAAAUUCUUCAUAAUAAUCAUAGACCUUUUUGACAGUUCCUCGUCUUAUUCAAUAGGAAUCUCCAGCUUAUCUUAUUGGAGCCCAUAAAUAAAUAGAUUUCGAAGAUCCAAAUUCAUUGUAAAAAAGCGAACAUAGGGAAAGCCUUGAAGAAGGCGAUAUUUUAGGCUCAAAAAUCUCCAUCGAGAAACGUGAAAUCAAUAGGAUUGAUGAAGUCGAAUAACAUUAUAAAUCAUUAAAACUAUUUCAAAUCGAAAUGUAAAAUGUCAGCGGCAGGAAGCUCAUAAUAAAUACCAGAAAAAUUAGUGAUCAAAGUGAAAUUGGAAUUCAAAAGCAAACUGAAUAAAUCAGAAAACCCUCUUCGCCAUCUAUUAAAUUUAAAGAGUGUCCCUUGUAUGAAUAAUUUACUGUGGCUAAAUGGCCUAAAAGAUGGUUCUACAUCAUUAAGUUUUUAAGUAAGUUGAUGUCGGUUUAACCAAAAAUCCUUAAACAAUCUCAUUUAAUGCUAAUUGAUGAUAAGGCUUUUGUUAUAAAUCAAAAGAUAUUUCUUUUUAAUCCAUUUUCUCCAUUCAUUGUUUGGAGUCGCUAUAUUUUUCUAGUAUUAUACAUCUUGGGAUUUGCACUUAUCUACUUAGAAUUCGCUUUUGCUGCGACCAAUAGUGUCUUUAUUAUUUUUUGUAUAUUUAUAAUUUAAUCAAGUUGGAUUCACAAUUAUAGAAACGCUGACCAAUUACUUCAUAGGAGUUUACAUCCAAGAACUAUACACAGAAAAUAGAUGGCAGAUAGCAAAAUAAUAUCUAAUCUAUGACUUUUUACAUAUCAUAAUUUGUCUACUUACACUCUUUUAUUCACAAUAUUUCAGUAAUUUUAUUAUUUAUACUAGUCAUAUUUCUAUUACUUAGGAUAUAAAGAUUAUAUGUUAUUAAAACUAAUAUAUUGAAUUACACGAUUCCAAUUUUGAUAAUACAUGUAAUUACAACCAUUCAUACAAAGUUCUUUGAAGAUUAGUAAAUUUUAAUAUAUAAUUAGAUUCUUAGAUCACAACUAUCUAUCUAAAUAUAUAAUCUCCUUGCAAUGGACAAUAUACCAGAUCACUAAUAGUGGCAAUACCAUUGAAAUAGAAGGUUCUGAUUAGUCAAUACAAUUAUAGAUUUUAUCUAUUUUAACAACCAUUUUUGGUUACCUCAUCACUAUCCUUUUGAUAACAAAUGUGGUUAAUUUUGGGAAACAGUCCCAUAAAUACAAAGUGAGUGCUGAGUUGAAUGAGAAUGUAUAAAGAUAUCUUCAUCGAGAUAAGAUUGAAUUAAUCAACAUUCACGAAUUCUAACAAGAGUUGCAACAAGAACUAAGAGAAGAACUUUUUAUGCCUUUAUUAAAUAAAUUACCGUUUUCCAAAUAAUUUUUAUAAAAUCUAUGUUAGAAACUCAAAAGUGAUGUUUAUUCAAAUGGAACAAUUUUGUAACUGUAAAAUCAAAUGAUGGAUAGAUUAAUGUUUCUAAUGAAAGGGAAUGUGGCUUAAUGUAUAGGUAACAAGGUGUUAGCCAAUAAUUAAAUUCCAAUUCAAUAUUUUUAUUGCUAAAUGUAAUGUCCAAUUCAAUUGAAAUGUUUGAGUGAAUCCUUAAUAGCCUACAUAGAAUUAAAUGAAUUUUUACAGUUGAUCAAAUUGUAUAACUCUGAUUUUCAAAAGUAUUGUAUGUUGAAAGAUAACUACAAGAUUGCUUGUCAUUGCUGUGGUUAUAGAAAUCACACUUUCCACCAAUGUAAUCAUGUAUUUUAUGUGCCAAAUUUUAAAGAACUCAUACUUUUAAACAACACUUCUGAGCCUAACAAUAGAAUGGGUUUUUGCAGAGACAAUGGCAAGAAUAGGAUUAAUGCUCUAAUGAACAAAAACCUUAUUUGUAUCACAGCUAUUAGUUUCGCCAUAAUCAAUUAAAUAGCUAUGGAAGUUGACUUAACAAAUGAAGUGAUGGGAAGAUUUCAAGGAACUCUAAACAAUUUUGAAGAUUCUAUAUUGAAUGAUUAUUAGGAGGAUAAGUCUUCUCGUUAGUCGAUAUAAUAGAAAAUUGGAACCUUUGAUGUUCCUAAAAGCUACAAUUAGGGAGAUAGUUAUAGCAGUCAGACUUACUUUUAGAGCAGUAUUCCAGUUCUGAAAGUGGAGGAGAGGGAAGCGUCUCAGAAUAGUCGGAGAUAUAUUCAUAAACAUUUGGAUUAUAGUGCAACAAAUAAUUCGAUUAAGGCGAAUUUGGUUAAGUCAUCGAAUUCAAAUGAAUUGUAAGUGAAGCGAACUCAGAAGGUUAAAUAAUCGAAUUCAAGUUGUUCGUUGAACAAGAAGUCAGGAUUGGGAGGUUCAGGAAUAUCUUAAGUAGGUUCAAUAAUUCCAUAAUAGGAAGUUUAUGAGGACGAUUUGGAUCAAGUGUGCAAUUAUGAGUAUUAUUAUCCUUCAUAUAAUAUCGAAUAUAUAGCAAAUGCUUUAAAUCAUAAAUAAAUGAGCAAAUACAUGCAGUUUGUCAAUUGA
Messenger RNA from Paramecium octaurelia, 2547 nucleotides. The record is from the annotation of a GenBank genome assembly. NCBI's taxonomy places the organism in Eukaryota, Ciliophora, Oligohymenophorea, Peniculida, Parameciidae.